Molecule: messenger RNA, 1107 nt
Organism: Paecilomyces variotii
Lineage: Eukaryota; Fungi; Ascomycota; Eurotiomycetes; Eurotiales; Thermoascaceae
Product: mitochondrial 18 KDa protein-domain-containing protein
Exons: 3
Coding region: 1-1107 (368 amino acids)
Biological process (GO): mitochondrial fission
Cellular component (GO): mitochondrion
Source: RefSeq, a predicted model, not a curated record
AUGUUCUGGGGAAAGCGGAAAAGCGAUGACGACGGUGUUGCCCAUGUCCGAGACGAACCUCGUCCGGACUUCAGCAAGCAACCUCUACCCCGCGAGAAACUUCCUCCCAAGCUACAGCAGCUAGUUGACCGUGAGGAUAACUUUUUUGACGAAAUUUACAGUCCAUAUUCUGUGGACACCAAUGAUACCCCAUACAGAUAUGCUGCAUACGCGAACCGUAUUCGUACCAUCCUUCUUUCUGCACAUCGCUAUGUCGCCUACACAUCCGACAUAGGCGAAUCUUUCCGGCCAGUAGCACAUCCCCUGCUGGUCCGCGGAGCAUACGCGAUUUCAUGGACAUACAUCCUUGGUGACGUCGCCCAUGAGGGCUAUAAGGCCUAUUUGCGCAACAGGCGCGUCCUAGCGCCACCCAGCGAGGCAUACAAGGAUGCCACGGACCUGAACUUACCGCAUGUGAUGAGAGGAAUGGCGACUGGCAAUAUCAGUGGCUCCCUCACAUCUAGCUCGUCUUCAGUUGAUCAGAGCAGGCCGAAUGAAGGGGACGCGGAUCUAGUGCCAUGGCCUACCCCCCAUAUUCCAUUGAUAGAGGACUACCGGGUUAUCAUGGCGAAGCGGGCCGUGUUCCAAAGUAUAGCAAGUAUGGGGUUGCCUGCAUUCACGAUCCACAGUGUCGUCAAGUAUUCGGGCAAGUAUCUCAAGAACAGCAAAAAUGCGAUGUUACGGACCUGGGGGCCUAUAGGACUUGGUCUCUCCGUGGUCCCUUUCUUGCCUUAUCUGUUUGACCGGCCCAUAGACGAAGCAGUUGAAUGGGGUUUCGAGACAGCGAUCCGCUCGUUUGCCGGAGAAUCGGAGGUUGUGCCUCUCCAGAGCCCUGCUCACUCUCAGUCGGGAGAGGUCGCUACGCUCGAUUCUGUUUUGAAGCUGCAAGGUGAGAAAACGCGCCAAGAGGCAGUGCCUGAGGGUUCGCAGAGUAGCGAUUCGGUCCCGUCAUGGGAAGAAUAUAAGGAGAACAAGCUUCGCCAGCGUGAGCAACGAAAGCAGGGAAAUCAAGACAGUAGUAUCUUGUCGAAGAUUUCUUUUGUGUCCGGCAAGAGUAAGGAGGAAUGA